Molecule: messenger RNA, 1314 nt
Organism: Neurospora crassa OR74A
Lineage: Eukaryota; Fungi; Ascomycota; Sordariomycetes; Sordariales; Sordariaceae
Exons: 1
Coding region: 122-736 (204 amino acids)
Source: RefSeq, a predicted model, not a curated record
CACCAUCAACAUCCACGCCGGGAGGCAGGGUCCUCCACCAAACCUAGACGAGAUUUCCAUACCACGAAGAACAACAACCUGGGCACAAGAUAAUAUAGAAAAAAAAACGACCACCACAACAAUGACCAGUCUCCCAGCCCUCACCACCACUCCAACCCGGCACCCGACAUCAUGCGCCUCCCUAUCCCUUCCACUCCUCUCCUUAUUGAACCGCGUUCUCCCUUCUUUCAACCCACCAAGCCCGACAGACUCACCAACACUCACCCUCUCCAUCGGCUCCGGCCCCGGCCUCCUCGAAGCCCUUUUUCUCCACCAUUAUCCCUCCCGCUCUUCAUCCUUCUAUGGAGUCGAAGUAGCCCCUCCUCUUUCCCAACUAAAAGAGGGAAAAGAAGUGAACACCUGGUUACCGGAACAGAACACCAUUACCGUCCCGGGGACUUGGGCGUUAGUAGGCAGGGAGUGGCUCGAGGAGACGGGGGGGCUGGUUUUUGUUUAUCCUAGGAGUGGAGGGUUGGUGGAGAGGUAUUUGGCUGAGAUGGAGGGGAUAGCAGCCGAACGGGGAAAGGGACUGGAGGUGGUGGUUUGGAUUGGACCGUGCUGUGAUGUGGAGGAGUAUAGGGCAGUGUUGGAGGGAUGGGGUGUGAUAGAGGACCUCACUGAAGAAGAAGAGGGGAGCGGGAAGUUGGUGGAGGAGGGGGAGGUAGUGUUGGUUUAUAGAAGCAGGAGGAGGGAGUGAAGGAGGGCUGCCCCGGGCAUGCAUGCAUGACACGAGCAUGAUGAAUUUGGGGAUCGAUAAGUAAAGAGAGCGUUAGCUGACUCUCUAUCUUGGUGUCAGAUAGAGCAUCAGCAAAUGCGACUGGAAGAGGAAGAAAAGGGGGGAAGAGAGAAAGAAGAAAAAAAAGCGGGUAAUGGUCCGUAACGGACUGGAACCGUUGUCUUCCUGCGGCACGUAUGCAGACGCAGAUUUACCACGCCGGAAAUGUUACCAUUACACCAACGGACCACACCACGGGAGAGCAAUCAGUUAAGGGAAACUCGAACACCCUAGACGGGUUUGACACAUUGGAUGACGCGGGGUAGGCGGGAGGAUCAGGUCGGAGGUAGGAACGGCAGGCAAACACGGAAGGUGCGGCAAGCGCGGCGGGCAAGAGUCGCACGAAGAAGAGGGUAGAGGCAACGACUGGGCUGGGUUGUGCUGCUUGAUGCCGGCCUAGAACCACAGGGGUAUUCAGAGGUCUGGGACAGAUCGAUGGUUACAAACCUCAACCCAACCAACAAUUCGAAAGAAAUCCGCAACACGUAGGGCAGUCACAG